GCGCGGGGGGCGGCGCGGCGGCGGGCGCGGAGCGGAGCGCGGCGGCGGGAGGCGGGCGCUGUCCAUGGCCCUGCGGAGCGCCGGGCGCCGCCGAGCGGAGCCAUGGGCAACACGGUGCACAAGACCCUGGCAGACACAAGCCACCAGACCCGCUCCGUGUCCAGCCGUCCCUAUUACAGUUUGCCCAACAGCAGCCAUGAGAGACGCUCGGUCCUCGCUAUCACGGAGCCGCCGCGGUUCCACUCCCAAGCCAAAGGCAAGAACGUGCGUCUGGACGCUCACUCCCGCAAGGCCACGCGGAGGAACAGUUUCUGCAACGGCGUCACCUUCACCAACCGGCCCAUCCACCUCUACGAGAAGGUCAGGCUGAAGCUGGUGGCUGUGCACCACGGCUGGAGCGGGGCCCUUCGCUUCGGCUUCACCAUUCACGACCCAUCGCAGAUGAGCUCUGACGAGAUACCAAAGUACGCCUGCCCGGACCUAGUCACCCGACCCGGAUACUGGGCCAAGGCUUUGCCAGAGAGGUUUGCUGUGAGAGACAAUAUCUUGGCCUUCUGGGUUGACCGUCACGGGAGAGUCUUCUACAGUAUUAAUGACGAGGAGCCAAUAUUGUUUCACUGUGGUAUUAAAGUUUCUGGUCCUCUCUGGGCACUCAUAGAUGUCUAUGGAAUUACCCAUGAAGUGCAAAUACUAGAUAGCAUGUUUGCAGAGACCAUGACCACUGCCCGUCUCAGCACGGCCCGUCUCAGCACUUGCCUUCCACAGAGCAACCACGAUUCGGCCAACUUCAAUAACAACGAACUGGAGAAUAACCAAGUGGUGGCCAAAAUUGCAAACCUAAACCUAAGUCGCGUUCCAGGGCUUGGGACAGACAACCACAUCAUCCCCUGUUGCCCAAACCGACGGCAGCGUGCCCAGGGGGUCCCAGCCUUCCUGGACACAGACCUGCGAUUCCACCCAACCCGGGGACCUGACAUCACCUUUUCUCAGGACCGGAUGGUUGCGUGCACCAACUGGCAAGAAAGCAAUAGGACUUUGGUGUUUUCUGACCGGCCUUUGCACAUCGGUGAAAGCCUCUUUGUGGAAGUAGGACAUCUUGGGUUGCCAUACUAUGGUGCCCUUUCGUUUGGCAUCACUUCUUGUGAUCCGAGUACUUUACGGACAAAUGAGCUCCCAGCAGAUCCAGACUUUCUCUUGGACCGCAAGGAGUACUGGGUGGUUUAUCGAGCGUUCCCGGUCCUCAACAGCGGCGACAUUCUCAGUUUCAUGGUCUUGCCGAAUGGAGAGGUGCACCACGGGGUGAAUGGAGCCAGCCGAGGAAUGCUAAUGUGUGUGGACACCUCACAGUCCCUCUGGGUGUUUUUUACAAUCCACGGUGUAAUCAACCAGCUCAAAAUACUGGGCACUGUGCAGUCCAGCCCAGUGACCGUCUCGCCCUCAGGAUCCCCCGGCGGCUCGCAGUACGACAGCGACUCGGACAUGGCCUUCAGUGUCAACAGGUCGUCGUCUGCUUCAGAGUCGUCCCUCGUGACUGCUCCCAGCUCCCCCCUGAGCCCCCCCAUCUCUCCCGUCUUCCCCCCUCCGGAGCCAUCAAGCAGCAAGAACGGGGAAUGCACCGUCUGCUUUGACAGCGAGGUGGACACGGUGAUCUACACCUGCGGACACAUGUGCCUCUGCAACACCUGCGGUCUUAAGCUGAAGAAGCAGCUCAACGCCUGCUGCCCAAUCUGCCGACGGGUCAUCAAAGAUGUUAUUAAAACAUACCGCCCUUAGCGCCCGGCUCGGGCUGCAGGAAGGGGGAACGCCGCUAGCAGUAACCAUGCCUUUCCGUCCCUGCUUAUGGGUUAUCGUGCUGGUCAGUCGUUAUCAAGUGGCUCGUUAUCUGUGUUUCCUUAUUUGACUGGUAGGGCACAAUUCAGGGAUAAAAUUGAGCUGAGGAUCACGUAGGGCCCCAAGGCACGGCUGCCGUGCCAGCUACGCUGUGUGCCCAUGGGCAAAUCCAGGGAACUGUGGUCUGGACCCGACCCAGCUGCAAAUGAGAGAUUUCCCGUGCAAAGGCUCUUUUUUUCCUCCUCCUCCUCCGGGGGAGGCUCACUGUGGUGUGGGUCAGGAAGGGGAGGUUGCCACUUGGUCAGUGCCGGGUGCCACUGGGCUUCCUGACCCCAAAACCCCAGCAGCUCUGGGCUGCUGCCGGGUGCUCGCGCUGUGGUGGGACAAAAUUAGGACAAGGCCCAGUGGGAGGGUUCAAAGUGGACAAAACUGAUCUGGAGAUGUCAUUUUCAUCCCUGUACGGGGAACUAGCGAAGGCCAAAAUAGUAGCACAGCCAGAUUCUCACUUGUUUGGGUUUCACCCCCCUGAACAGGCUUCUGGGGCAUGUGAAGAAGCUGGUCUGGACUUAGAUAAAGCAGCUUUUGCUUUCUGUGGCAGAGCAGGGACUUUUGGCCAGGGAGGCUGAGACGCGGGGAGCAGUCACAGGGUAGCAGUGAGGACCACGAGCCCACCGAGAGUGCCAGCCAAGCCCAAGUGCUGCAGCAGCGAUGGAGCAGCGGGUGGCAGCCAUGGGCUGCUCAGGCACUGCCCGUACGUCUGGCUGCCGAAGCCGUAAAUUGCAACCUGGGGAUGAGAUGGGUGUUUGGAUGGACACUCUGCAGUCCUGGCUUACGAAAAGCGUGGGGCUACGUCCGUCCGUAAUGAUGGUGUUUGUCACCGCCAGGCACACGCGCCUGCAUUUUGCUCUGCUCCUCUCCGCAGGCGGCAUGGCUGCCGUCUCACGCCGUCCCGCCCGGCUCGCCUCCCCAGCCCUUCCCCUGCAGGGCUCAGCCUUCCUCCCGCCCCGGCACAGGGACUUUUUGGAGCCUGUGGUGAGAAAUUAAUUUCUGACCCAGUCCCAGCAGGCUUAGCUUUUUUCUGGGUACUGUGUAUGUGCUGAUUUUACCUGCUCUUUCUCCUGCCUUUCCAGGUUUCCCAGCACGGCUCCCAGCUGCCUGGGUCCCAACAGCAGAUGAGAACUUACUGAGAUGAACAGGGGUCUUUACUUGGGAGGAGGAAAGAAAAAGGCUCUGGGGCUAUUAUUAGAUGGUGGGACUUAAAAGGUAAAUGGGUUUCAGCUGUGAUAUUAGACAGCUACAGGCAGCAGCAACCUGGGUGAGCUGGGCACCGUCCGAGCAGGCGGCAGCGGGGCUGGUGCAGGGAGCUCGGUAUCCUCCCUGCUGCUCCCGCUGGAGACGCCCUCCAUCCUCCGUCCACUCCCACCGCUCCUCUCCGGUCCUUCAGCCCCGGCCUGGCUGGUUUCCAGCUGGUCCAGGUUCAUAAAGAGGGGAAAGGAGAGGAUGCAAAUGGAAGGAUGAGAGUCAUUCUGGUGUCAUUCUAUCUGGGUGACCACGUGCCACCGAGUGCGUAAGAACGGCUUUCUUCAGAAAGGUGCAAUUAUCACAUUUUAGUCCAAAAAAGAAAAAGAAUAACAACGCCUGUACUUUUCAGGGCUUCUGGGCACAGAGGGGCAGCCUGACGUUGUCGGUGUCUCUCACCUCACCCUGUCUCCUCCGAGGUGCCAGUAGCCGUGGGUUUGUUGUCACCUCUUGCGGUGCCGCUGCCUGGGUGGGGGCUUGGCGGUGCCGGCGGUGCCACGCUUGGUGAACCCAGCGGCACUCAGCCCCAUCCCAGCCCCGCGCUGCCGUCACGCUGAGCGCACCCGGGGAAGCAGCUCAUCUCGGCAGGCUGUGCCAGCAUGCCAGCUCACAGGGCAUGGAGAAAACUUUGAGAAAACUUUUCUUUUUUUUUUUCCUUGAGGAGCUAAUUAAUAUUUUAAGGGUCUAAAUGAGAGGCUGCUGUAGAGUGAGAUCUCUCACCCAUUGACCGGCUGCACGGGCACAAGAGCCCGCUGGCUUUGCAGAGCCCUGUUUGGAAACUCGGCUCGUGCCACUGGCUGUGCCACCGCCGAGGAUGUUGAGCCCUCAGCAGAGCCACUGGCACUGCCCUUUGCAGACCAGGGUCCAGCUGCCGUCCGUGGGCAUCACACUACGAGCGUGGUGAUGGCAAAGUGCGUGAGCACGGGAUGAAAGGCCAGGUGGGUCAGCCCCUGCCUGGUGAGUGGGCUCGGUGGGAAGCCUUUGCGUGAUGAAGAAUUCAAGGAAAGCUGUCUGAAUCCACAGCGAGCGAUGCUAGCUUGGAUCAGGUCUGGGCUAGCAAAGGCCAGCGGCCGUCCCUGGGGUCGCUCUCCUCGUUUCAGGGGUGCCCGGUCCCUUUCAGUGGCUGGUUACAGCUGCUACGGGCAGAGUCCAUGUGCUUGGCUGACACCUCAGGUCCUCAAUGAGCGGGACUAAUUGCGUACCUGGGGUGGAGUGGGGUUUUUUUUGGUGUAGCUCUCUUUUUUUUUUUUUUUUUUUCAAAGCCAGCAAGGAGAAAUACCGACUCCACCCCAGGCUGUGUCCCAGCUGUUCAGGACCCAUUGCCCAGGUUGAAUUUUUGCUGUAGCAGCCAAGACUGGUUUCCAGAAGGGCAGCAUCCAGCGGGGCCAGCAAGGGAGAGACAGGGGUCAGGGGCCGGAGCGCGGCCAUGCAGCGAGCGGGACGGGAGAGCAGUGGACGCGUCCCCCUGCCUAUCCGAGAGCAACAGGAUUUUUUCCAAAAUAGGCCUCUUAUAAAAGAUUUCCAGGAAAAGGUAGCCUCUUACAGAUUUAAUUGUUAGUACUCGUAUUGCUAUUUUUUUUAAACAGUCCGAUGAUAUAUGAUUUGUACAGAAGAUCUGUUUGUGCCUUAUAAGGGUGUCUGUGCACUUUUUAUCCUUUUUAAAGCAACUUUUAAAAAGAAAAAAAAAAGGGGGGGGAGAAAACAACACAGAUCAAUGGUAGUUUUAUAGAAUUUUGUGUUCACUGAGAACCCUGCUUUUUUUAGAUAUAUAUAUAUAUAUACCGGAGUGAAACAGUGUUUAUUUCCAUGGAUUUCCCCCCCCCGCCCCUAAUCUAUUUGUUCAAAAAUUAAAAAAAGGAAGAAGGAAAGAAAAAGAAGAGAUGGGGGAACUCUUUUACCUUCCCCCUUUCCGAGACAGUUCCUCUCUUAUCGUUACCUUUAUGAUUCAAUACUGUGACCUGUACAUCAUGUUUAAGCUGAAUCAGAUUUUGGACCUCUGUAUUAGGCUUUUCAAGCAAAUCAUCUGGGGGGCCGGGGGGGGAGGGCAUCGCACGAGGGAGGGAGCUGCACUUCUCCAUGUCAGUGCUCUAUAGCGUUGUGUUCAGUGCCGUGUGUUUUACUUUUGUCCAUUUACCUGUUUUACAUUAAUAUAAUUUUACUUGUUUAUGAAACAAAUAAAAUUUUGGCUUGUAAGGAGUGCUCCCGGACAUUUAAAAGUGAUUGACCCGGAGGGCGAGCGAAUCCGUUAUUUC
This is a messenger RNA of Chroicocephalus ridibundus (black-headed gull), 5381 nucleotides long. RefSeq names its product neuralized E3 ubiquitin protein ligase 1B (gene NEURL1B). Lineage: Eukaryota; Metazoa; Chordata; Aves; Charadriiformes; Laridae. The transcript has 5 exons. Gene Ontology annotation, biological process: ubiquitin-dependent endocytosis. Gene Ontology annotation, molecular function: ubiquitin protein ligase activity. The record is from RefSeq and is a predicted model, not a curated record. Bases 103 to 1773 code for a protein of 556 amino acids. Gene Ontology annotation, cellular component: early endosome.